AUGGACCCGCUCAGCGACGAUACUAUCCCUUUCGGAGAGGAGAACGCUGCAAAUUCUACAAAAUUACCGCAUCCAUGUGUAACCUUUUUUCACUUAUUCUUCCGAGUGUCUGCUGUUCUCAUCUAUUUUUUUGGAAGAAUAUUUACCGAGAGCUUUAUCACAUUAUUUGUUCUUAUAAUUUUAUUAUUAUCCAUGGAUUUCUGGAUUGUAAAAAACAUAACAGGUCGUAUUAUGGUUGGCUUGAGAUGGUGGAAUUAUGUAGACGAUGAUGGGGUUUCACAUUGGGUAUACGAAUCACGAAAGGGAUCUGUGCAGCAUCGAGUUAACUCCAGUGAAUAUACAAUAUUUUGGGCUGGAUUAUGGUCCGUCACUGGAAUGUGGAUUUUAUUCUUUAUCACAUCAUUCUUUAGCAUAAAUUUUAAAUGGAUGUUAUUGGUCAGUAUAGCGUUGACUUUGAAUAUUGCAAAUUUGCAUGGUUAUAUUAAAUGCAAAGGAGGAAAUCAAGAAAACAUGGGUAUUUCUUCGAUGGCCAGUAGUUUUAUUUUUCAAAAUAUCGGAAAAGUAAGAGAGACAAUGUCAAGUUUAAAUAAUACACCAAGCAGUCCGCCAAAUAUAAAACCAACUGGUAUUGUCUAA
This is a messenger RNA of Macrosiphum euphorbiae (potato aphid), 636 nucleotides long. The record is from the annotation of a GenBank genome assembly. Lineage: Eukaryota; Metazoa; Arthropoda; Insecta; Hemiptera; Aphididae.